AUGAUUAGUUUAUUGUGGCUUGCAAUUGGCAUCGUUAGUGCACUUACAGCAGAUGAUGUCUUGAAUAAAACUAGUUAUGUUGUUGCUAUGACAUCAGAUAAUAACAAUUAUGUUUAUUAUAUUGUUAAAUCAGUUGUUAAUGGUAUAGAAACAAAUACAUUAUAUCAAACAAGUGUUCAAAAUGAAGGGAAAUAUUUCAUUGAACUUGCUCAAGGAGUUGGAAAUGAAUUAUACUACAGUGUUGCACAUCAUUCCAUAUUUUACACUAAAUGUGAUGGUAUUUGUUCAUUAUAUUCACUCGAUUCAAAUAUGCAAGAGUAUCAAGUAACUAAGGACAUUGCUGUUUCAUUACCUGUUAUUAUUAAAGAACAUCUUUAUUUUGUUUCACCUAUAUUCUUUGGAAUGACUGUUCAAGACUCAUUAGAUCUUCAAAAGAAAUUAGCAAAUAGAAAACAAACUUCUCAUCAUGUUUUUACACAAACACCAUUUGGAGAAGGGUCAUCUUAUGUUACAACAAAUGACGAUGGUACUCCACAAUAUAAACAUUUAAUUUCAUCAGCAAUUACUGUAGAUGAAAAUGGAAGAAUUAUUGUUGGACAAUAUACAGAUGUUUCAAAUGAAGUAGGAAAUGUUAUUUCAUAUGAUAUUAGUGAUGAUGAAUCAAUAGUUGUUUUUGAGGCUAAAUCAACAGCAUCAGCAAGUGAUAAAAAGAAUUAUUUGAAAUCAUCAAUCUAUACAAUUUCUGUUGGAUCUGAUCAAGCAACAUGUAUUUCAUGUAAUUAUCCUGGAAAUCAAAUUGAACCAAAAGCAACAAAAACAGGAAAGUAUAUUGUCUUUAUGAGAACUACAAAUACACUUGAGAAAAAUCCAGCUAAGUAUUUUGUUUUAUAUGAUCUUGAAGAUGGUUCAUAUAGAGCUGAUGUUACUCUUAAUGAAUUUACUACAGAAAAGUAUUUAAUUGGUAAACAUAGUAAUGAGGAAACAAUUACAGUAUUUGUAAUCAAUAAUAGAAGAGAGGCAUUAGCUGUAAGAAAAGCUGUAUAUUCAUUUGAAUCAAAGGCAUGGAAUAUUGAAGAGGUUGUUGUUGAAGGAGCUGUAGAAAUGAUGGCUGAAGUUCCAUGUCAAGAUGAGAGUUCAUGUUUAUUCAUUGCACAAUCAUUCCAAUACCAACCAAGUGAAAUUUAUUAUUGUGAUGAAGCAAUGAAACUAACCAAAUUAACCAAAUUAAAUGAUUAUACUUCUUAUAACCUUCAAAAACCAAUUCUUGUUAAUCCAAUGGGAUCAUUACAUGACAGAAUUCAAUCAUUACUCUAUCUUCCAUCAAAUAAUGAAAAGGCACCAAUUCUUUUAGUUGUUCAUGAAGAAGAAGAAGGAACUGUUGUUGAUGGGUUUAAUAAAAUUAUGAAUCCAUAUGUUUAUACAAAUGAAGGAUAUGCUGUUGUAAUGAUUAACUCACAUGUCAGUAAAGGAUUUGGAGAACGUAUGAGAGUUAAAGGGUCAAAUGAUAUUAAUGUUAUUAUUGAGGACAUUCAAGCUGUUAUCAAUGAAUUAGAAAAAUAUCCAGUAGACACUUCUAAAAUUGCAGUUGUUGGAGUUUUUGGAGCAUCAAAAAUUAUUACUGGCUUAUUAGAUGCUAAAUUACCCAUUGUUUUAGCUGCAGUUCAUGCACCAAUUCUUUCAAUUCGAUCACAAUAUUAUACUGAUGCCAAAUAUACAUUAGAAUAUACAUUUGAAGGAGCAGAUUAUGACAAUUCUUAUUGGUAUAGUCAUAAUGAUGCUAUGAAAAAUGUAGCAUCAUAUAAUGUUCCAACACUUAUUUCAUAUGGUGAUCUUGAUUUUGUUGUUGAUAAAUCACAACCAAUUUCAUUAUUCCAAGCAUUACAACGUAGAGGAAUCAAGUCUAGACUUCUUAGAUUCCCAUAUUCUACAAAUGUAUUAACAAAGAAUGAAGAUAUUAAAGUGUUCUAUGAACAAUACAUACGAUGGUUUAAUGAGAAUAUGAAGAAUUAA
Molecule: messenger RNA, 2010 nt
Organism: Entamoeba histolytica HM-1:IMSS
Lineage: Eukaryota; Evosea; Mastigamoebida; Endamoebidae
Product: dipeptidyl-peptidase, putative
Exons: 1
Coding region: 1-2010 (669 amino acids)
Biological process (GO): proteolysis
Molecular function (GO): serine-type endopeptidase activity
Source: RefSeq, a predicted model, not a curated record